Pristis pectinata (smalltooth sawfish) is the source of this 4782-nucleotide messenger RNA. Its product is annotated as translocating chain-associated membrane protein 1-like 1. NCBI's taxonomy places the organism in Eukaryota, Metazoa, Chordata, Chondrichthyes, Rhinopristiformes, Pristidae. The transcript is spliced from 11 exons. The record is from RefSeq and is a predicted model, not a curated record. Gene Ontology annotation, biological process: protein insertion into ER membrane; SRP-dependent cotranslational protein targeting to membrane, translocation. Gene Ontology annotation, cellular component: endoplasmic reticulum membrane. The coding region runs from base 238 to 1356 and encodes 372 amino acids.
GGGCCGUUAGAUGGGAGGCGAAUUCUUUUCCGUGAUUGGCUAGCUUUGCUGUCAAUCAAAGGGCGUUGGCGCCGGGAAUGGUUGGCGGUGCUGUCAGCCAGGCGGCGUCAGUGCUGUGUAGUUGUGGGAGUCGGGUAACGAAGACGUGGCUUCGGUAACGUCAAGGAGCUGAGGGGAUUUUUUAAAAAAAAUUAUAUUUAUAUUGUUCGCGCAAAGUAGUUUAGAUUUUCAGCCAUCAUGGGUCUGAGGAAGAAAAGCAAAAACCCCGCCGUCUUCAGUCAUGAGUUCGUGAUCCAAAACCAUGCGGAUAUCGUGUCGUGCGUCGCAAUGGUGAUUCUGCUGGGGCUGAUGUUUGAGGUCACAGCCAAGUUUGCCAUCAUGUUUAUAACAGUACAAUACAAUGUGACGUACACUGAUGUAGAUGAGGGAAAUGAUUCUAUCAGCUACUACGUGUAUGGGUUUAAAGACUUGGCCACCAUAUUCUUUUAUAUGCUGAUAGCUAUCAUUCUACAUGCUGUGAUACAAGAGUAUAUUUUGGAUAAAAUAAACAGACGACUGCAUUUGUCCAAAACAAAGCACAGUAAAUUUAAUGAGUCCGGCCAGCUCGCAUUCUUCUAUUUGUUUUCUUUUAUAUGGGGAGGAAGCAUAUUGACCGGAGAAAAAUUUACAACAGAUCCUACUCUCUUAUGGGAAAAAUAUCCACACACACACAUGUUCUUUCAGGUGAAAUUUUUCUACAUUUGCCAGAUCGCCUAUUGGCUCCAUGCGUUACCAGAGCUCUAUUUUCAGAAAGUUAGAAAGGAGGAUAUCGCUCGACAGCUGUACUACAUUUGCCUUUACAUAUUCCAAAUCACUGGUGCCUAUAUAUUAACCCUCCACAGACUGGGCUUGAUUCUCUUGGUGCCACAUUACCUGGUAGAGCUUUUGUUUCAUGCAUCACGACUAUUUUACUUCAGCGAUGAAAACAAGCAAAAAGGCUUCACUCUGUGGGCUCUGCUUUUUGUAAUGGCUCGCCUUCUCACUUUGACUCUGUCUGUCCUCACUUUUGGCUUUGGCCUGGCGAGAGCAGAGAAUCAAGACUUUUCAGUAGCAAAUGGAAAUUUCAACACACUGACUGUGAGGAUUAGUUGCUUAGCAGCAAUUUGUCUAACUCAAGCAUGGAUGAUGUGGAAGUUUAUUAACUUCCAGCUGAAGAAGUGGAGGGAACACGCUCAGAAUCAGAUCCCUAAAAAGAAAGUAGCUAAUACCAAGAACAAACCAUCAAAAAAGGAAUACAACAAGUCGAAUGCAUCUAAUGGAACAGUGAAGACAGAAGGUGGAACGUCGCCACGUGCAAGGAAAGCAAAAGCUUCAUGAAGUUGGAUUUUAAAAUGAGAGAUUUCUAAAAGAAAGAAAACUGUGAUAAUCUCAUCUAAACCACAAAACUUCAUUUUUUUUUGCAAUCAGAGUUGAGCAGAGAAAUUGAUGACUAAUCCCUUAUGAAAGGCUCUUAUGUUUAUAGUCUUAUGAAGUAAGAAAUGGUGUCCUAAACAGAGCUGCUUUCCAAGUUUUCAAAUGUUAAAGCUCUACUCUGAUAUGCAGUUUUUAUUUGUGCUUUCAGUUUUAGAUGGAUCUAAAAGAUGGGAAGGUGGCUGUGGUAAAUGGGAUGAGAGAAUUCAGCCAAUUGGAUGCAUGUACCAAAGGCUGUCAUGGACCAUGUUACCAGUGCAACAGACACAAAUUUUUUGCGUUUGCCCUAACAAUGUGUUCAGAGUCGUGCAGAAGAUUGUCUUGUUAGCUGGAGACUAGGCCAUCUCUCAUUUUGUUUCUUCAUCAGACUCAUUCCCUCCCCCCACCCUGCGCUCCGUGACAACAAAUGAGUUUUUUGUGCUAUUUAUAUUUGAGGGAUUGCAGAAACGUCCCAGACCCGAACAAACUGUUCGCACACAUUCAAGCAUGAAAUGUAACAGAUUUCUGUGUACUGUAUUUCCCUCAGCAUCAAAAUGAGAACUCUGCCUCACCCACCAUUUACUGUGUAACAGUCUCCUGUGUUACACUAAAGAUACUUUGACCUUAAGGAUACAAUGUUAUAUCAUUGAGUAAUGGCCAUUUCAUCGGUACAGAUGUCUCUAAUUAAACAUGUAAUUUCUUUUGCUGCAGAGCACUGCAACUCAUCUGGGGCUCUGCUGCCCAUUGGGGCACCAUAGGAUGUUUUUACAGAAUUGAUAAAUGCUGCCACUAAAAAUACCCUAACAUUUUGUGAAUUGUCUGGUUAUACUUUUAUAAUUUAAGGGAAACAGUCUGGAUUGUGUUUGACUUUCAUCCCUGAAGAUUCCCCUCAUAAGUUCUUUAUACAAGGGUCCUUGAUUUGAGUUGUAAAGAAUAACCAUCCAGAAACUACCAUGUUGCAUCAACAAUGUAACUCAGCAAACUAUAAUUCUGGGUGGGGGGGGGGGGGUUAACGUUAAUUGAGCAACACAGUCCAUUCUUAUCUGUGUUGUGUAUUCUUGAUCAUUUUAGUCACUUUAAGCUUGUCAGCAUAGUGCUUUGCCGAUUAGAUGCAUGAUGGGGACUGUGCCUUAACAUGACAAAUGUUGUCUACUUCUGUAGUCUUAAUACGACAAGGCAUCAAAGUAUAACCACUAUGUCGGCACUGUUGAUUCUUUCAUCUCAAACAAAAACAAACUUAUACCUUCUCAUGUUUUAAUAGUAUUUUUUAAAAAUUGUUUAUUUUAAUCAAAGAAAAAAGUGUUUUACUGUUCUAAGAUGUCAGAUCUGGAACUAGCUUGUAUCUAAUGACAAUUGUCACCAAUAUUAUUUUACAUGACAGAGUUGAGAGUUAUUCUAAAGCAGAUUAUUUUCCCCAAAACAUGCUUCAUUUGCAGUUUGUCUUGUCCCAUUAUGUUUCCUCCUAAGAAUCAAUUAAAUGUUUUUUAAAAAGCCCUUUCUCGCAAGACAUUCUUGUUUGGGGGUGGGGGGGAGCAACCCCUUUCAGCAACUCCUUAUUUUAGGCUUCUUUGACAUGUCUUAACUAAAAGAUUCUUUGCAGGAUUUUGUUUUUUGGGGGUAGUUGAGCUUGUGGCUGAUGGAACCUCCAGGUUUUGUGCCUCUUUGAAAGAUACGUCAUACUGAUCCCCACUUUAUGAUAAAGCUGUGUAAUGGGAAGGUAUCACUGAUUAAUUUGAUCAGCUUCUACUAUAUGCUCUGAUAAGCUUGGUCAAUUCUCAAAUUAUUAAAAAAACUAAGGUUCUCAAAACAGCUGAUAAAUGAAGGCUUGUGUAAGUACCUGUUUUGUCUUUUGCAAAAUCCUUCACAUUCAUACAUACUAAACAUUUGUGUUUGUGUGCAUUAAACCAAAUGAGCAUGCAUACACUCAGUUGUCCAGUUAUUGUAACAAAUCACCACAUGUACAUACUAAAUCGCCUUAUGUACAAGCCUAUACUGACUCAUUUGUAUUGAAUCACUGCAUCUAGACUUAAUCGUAACACAUUCUGCAUUCAGAACUCGUUGACCAUGUGCCAUAUUAUGUAUGUACACAAAAAACAAAUGCAAAUAAAGUAAAUUUGUGCAUACUCCAUCUAUAUUGAAUCACCAUCUUUGUCAUUUGUACAAAAAAUACUGUAUUCAAACACUUGUACAUUGCCACUGAGUGGAAUACCACUGAGUAGAAUAAAUUUACCUGUUUUGUCUUUCUAUAAAAAUAGGAAGCUGCAUUGUUCUUGUAAAAUUCUAUGAACAAUUCCAUGAAUUGUUUCCUAAAACAAAGUUUGAGAUAAAUCCCACUAUUUCAUACCAAUUAACACAAUGUGUUGGUGCCCACAUUGGAGCACAGUCCAUGUUUCUUUCAUCCUGCCCGCUGCUGUGAAUGUUGCAUGUACAAUCGACAUACAGGGAAGUAAAACUACUGUUGGUUUUUCUCAAGCUCUUGUGAUUGGAGUUGAGGACAACAUUUAUAUCCUGCUAGUAACAGCAAUGUUUUCAAACUAUUGUUCAAUCCCAGCUCUGACAAAGGACUAUCUAUGGGAAACAUGCCCUUAUUGAUGGUUGGAGUAUUUGCAUGUUGGCUUUAGUUGUAUUUUCUCUGUAGACUGGAAAAAAUAUGAUUACUGCUGCACUUUGUUAGUGCUUUAAGGAGACAGGACAUCCUGUGUGACUGACAGGAUGAGAAGACUUGAACAGAAUAUUGAUCUUAUCCUUGAGGAAAUACUAAAACUCCAAUGGGAUAUCUCAAAGAGCAGCUAUUUUCCAGCCUAUUUUCUUACAAGUAUAUAUAAAUUUAAUUGUCCCUUUUGGAAAUAAAAAGGGAGGCUAUGGGUAAACAGCAGCUUAAAUUUUAUUAUGAAAUAAAACAUAACCACUUAGAUGGUUAUAGUUAAAAUGAGAAUAGUCCCGAAUGUCAGAAGCUUUUCUAAACUCAGUCAUGUAAAUGUUAAUUUGUUUUUCUAAUACAUUUUGUGAAUCAAUGUAACUGUAACAGCUUGUUCCCGACACAUCUAUUUUUGUGUUCAGACAAAUUUAUGACCAGUGAAGUGAGGGCUUUUUUAUCCUCCACUGGUAAAACAACAUAGUUCAAGGUGACUUUUAUUUAAUUCUACAUGGUUUGACAUUUGUUAUAUUUAGUUCUGGGUUGUAGAACACAGUAUUGUGUUUUUUAGUUGCUACUCCAAACAUAUCUUCAAAUGCCAAGCUCUCUGUAAAUGUAUGUUUGGCAGCAGUGUCUUGCAAGUUGAAAAUACAUUUUGAAUCUGUUAUAAAAACCACUUUUUCUGUAAUUUGAAAAUAAACUUGUUGCCUCAUCUGUAA